Molecule: messenger RNA, 804 nt
Organism: Aspergillus melleus
Lineage: Eukaryota; Fungi; Ascomycota; Eurotiomycetes; Eurotiales; Aspergillaceae
Product: amino acid permease
Exons: 4
Coding region: 1-804 (267 amino acids)
Biological process (GO): transmembrane transport
Cellular component (GO): membrane
Molecular function (GO): transmembrane transporter activity
Source: RefSeq, a predicted model, not a curated record
AUGUCCGAAGAAACCCACGACGCAGCCUCCCUCGGCCCCCUGGCCAUUCAAUCCGCCGUCAUCGUCUCCGGGCUCAUGGGCUGGCUGCUGACUAUCUGUCUCUGCUUCUGCAUCACCGACCUCGACGCCAUCCUAGACACUCCCACGGGCCUCCCCGCCGCACAGAUCUUCCUGAACGCUGGUGGCCAGACCGGUGGCACUAUUAUGUGGGGGUUCGCGAUCCUAGUGCAGUUCUUCACUGGCUGUUCUGCUAUGUUGGCGGAUACGCGCAUGGCGUAUGCUUUUGCGAGGGAUGAGGCGGUGCCGUUUUCAAGAACCCUCUCCAAAAUCAACCCCACCACAAAAACCCCCCUCAACGCCGUCUGGUCCGUAGUAGGGGCCAGCAUCCUCCUCACAGCCAUCGCAAUCGGAUCCACGCAAACCGCGACCGCCAUCUUCAGCAUCACGGCACCCGCGCUCGACCUAUCCUACGUGUCCGUGAUCCUGGCGCAUCGCAUCUACCGAGACCGGGUGCCGUUUGUGGAAGGACCGUUUUCGUUGGGACGGUGGAGGGGAGUCGUGAAUUGGGUGUCGAUCGUUUGGGUGGUUUUCAUAAGUGCGGUGUUGUUUUUUCCACCGAGGGUGCCGGUUACGGGGGUUAAUAUGAACUAUGGGAUCUUUGUGGGUGCGUUUAUCGGAUUGUUUGCGCUGGUCUGGUGGUGGAUUUCUGGGAAGGGAAAAUAUACUGGUCCUCGGACGAACGACUAUAUCCAGGGAAUACCGACCGAGGAGUUGGACGACGAAUGCUAUGGCACGUUUCAUUGA